AUGUUGGACUGUGAGUUAGCCAUUGAUGGAUUGCUUUGGUGUUCUAUGAUUGCAAGAGAUGUAAUUGGUGAAGUUAUUGCUUGUGAGACAAUGGUGACUCUUCUAGAUAAUAAUGGAAAAGCCAAAAGAAGGAUGCAGGUUGAGAUGCAGGAGUUGGAGGGGAUUAAAAUGCAAGUGAUAUUGUGGGAUGCAUUCGCUCAGGAAUUGAAUGAUUAUGUUUCUACUAACAAGGACAACGGGAUUGUUAUUCUUGUUAUUCAGUUUGCAAUGGUCAAAAUUUACAGAGAAAGACCAUUUCUUUCUAACUCAUUCAAUGGUACGAGGUUGUUCAUCAAUUCGGAUAUUGAUGAAAUCAAGGAUUUUAAGAAAAGUUUGACUCCGGAAAGUGGCGAAUCUAAAUCGUCACAACAUAUUUCAAUGCUCUCUGGAUUGUCUUAUUCAUAUCGUGAAGAUUUUCUAGACAAAACCAGUAGAGCAAACAUUGUUGAAAUUAGUGAGACUGUUGAGGUGAAAUCACUAAUUAUAUUAGGAACAGUGAAAGCAUUUAGGACAGAUGUCCCUUGGUUUUACAUGGGUUGCACGAGGUGUAACCGCAAGAUGCAGAGGUUCAAAAUUUCUUUGAGAGUUCAAGAUGAUACUGGAAUUGUAUCAUUGAAAUUAUUUGAUCGAGAAGCUAAUAAAGUUUUGAAUCAAAUGGCAACAGAGUUGUUUGAAAAAGUUAAAGAGAGUGGUGAUUUAGAUAUGUUUCCGGAUGACUUGGAUGUUUUGCUUGAUCGGAGGUUUGCAAUAAAGAUUGAGAUAACUGAUUACAAUAUUAAAAACAGAUGUUUCAUUUAUUGCAUUUCAAAGCUAACAGAUGAUGAUGCCAUUUUGAAUGAAUUGGAGAUGAGAUGCACUUCUCAACAGCCUGCUGAAUCAGAAUCAGUAAAUCUGCAUUCAACAUAUUUCAGUUCUCAAGAUAAGUUAAAGGAUGUUGUUUCAUUUACUGGUGAGAAUGCAACACCAUCCGAUGUCGAUAAGAGCACUGCAGACAGUCUGGAAUCAGAAGAGAAGUUGUAUGACAUAAGGCUUGGGAAAGGAGUUGAUAGGAAGCAGCAUUUUGAAAGUUGGUCUGAUGCCAAUCAGGAAGGUAAAGGAUCGGCUAUAAAAACAUUAAAGAUCCCUAAAGUUGAAAAGUAA
This is a messenger RNA of Cynara cardunculus var. scolymus (artichoke), 1179 nucleotides long. RefSeq lists its product as uncharacterized. The record is from RefSeq and is a predicted model, not a curated record. Lineage: Eukaryota; Viridiplantae; Streptophyta; Magnoliopsida; Asterales; Asteraceae. The transcript has 11 exons. The coding region runs from base 1 to 1179 and encodes 392 amino acids.